GCGGCGCCGGCGAAGCACCGCGGCCUCGCCACGUUCGCGGCGUUCCAGAAGGCGCUGGGCGCGCUGGGCCUCCGGUACGGCGAGCCGGAGGUGGACGAAGUCCUCCGGUACUGCACGACCACCGACGACGGCUACGUCCACUAUGCGGAGAGACCUCCUCCGCGCGGCCGCGCCGUUCGCGGCAUCCCGCGCGCAGCAGAGCAACGCGAAGGCGGCGAUCUUCCCCGCGGAGGACGCCCCGCCGAGGCGGCCGCCCUCCCCCGAGGGCGGCGCGCCCCUGCGGCCGCGGGCGCGCUGCGACCCGCAGAGCUUCCUGGCGGACCACGCCGAGGACAUCCGCAGG
Molecule: messenger RNA, 343 nt
Organism: Prorocentrum cordatum
Lineage: Eukaryota; Dinophyceae; Prorocentrales; Prorocentraceae
Source: the annotation of a GenBank genome assembly